AUGCCUCCAAUCACCUGCCAUAUUUUGGACACCACGCUGGGCCAGCCAGCGGCCAAUGUCGAGUGCGACAUCCGCGUUCUAAAGGACACUUUCCAGCAUUUUGCGACGGCCCGCACGAACUCGGACGGCCGAGUUGCUGAAUGGGUGCCGGCAGCCUCAGACGGCCAUUUGCUCAAAAGCGUCGGCUUCGAAAACAACCAGUGGACUAGUCUGGCGUCAGGAGUGUACCAGAUACGCUUUCACACGAAAAACUACUUUCUGGAGCGCGACGGAAAGACAUUCUUCCCCUUUAUCGAUAUCACGUUCGAGGUGCCAAACCCGCCAGAUAACCACUACCAUGUGCCUUUGUUGCUCAGCAACUACGGCUACUCCACCUACAGGGGGUCCUAG
This is a messenger RNA of Ogataea parapolymorpha DL-1, 390 nucleotides long. RefSeq lists its product as uncharacterized. Lineage: Eukaryota; Fungi; Ascomycota; Pichiomycetes; Pichiales; Pichiaceae. Bases 1 to 390 code for a protein of 129 amino acids. The record is from RefSeq and is a predicted model, not a curated record. Gene Ontology annotation, biological process: purine nucleobase metabolic process. The transcript has a single exon. Gene Ontology annotation, molecular function: hydroxyisourate hydrolase activity.